GUCUCUGUUUAUAUAGAGGUGCAAGAUACUUCUCUUUGUGCACGUUCACUCUCUCAUCCUUUAGAACUAUUGAUCAUCCACCAUCUCCUAGAGCAUAGACCUGCAGUCAAAUCCACAAGCACCAUCCAUACACUAUCAAGAUGCAUACACCACAAACCCAAGUAAGCUCACUCAUCCUCGCCAUCCUCGUCCUCCUUCACUCAACAAUCACGACCGCCGUACCGCAAGUGACCACAGUCCCCGCCAUGUCCGAGAUCUCUGACGGUCAGCCGCAAGCACCAUACAACACUGCAACUUCAACCUCAGCUUCAGCAUCGGUAUCAUGGCCGUCAACAAGCUCCACGUCGUACGACAAUCCCUUCACAAGUUACACCAGCAUGACAAACUCGCUGGGCGUCAUCACCGGUAUGCCCUCUGUCGUUACCAGCCAACCCUCCGUCGUCACAUCGCAACCGGUCUUGCCCACGUUGUCGAGCAGCUCGGGAUUCGUGUAUGCGAACAGUACAGGGACCACAAGCAGCAACAGCAACAGCCAAAUCAGCGCGUACGGCUCAACAACGAUCUCAUCUCAAACGAUACAUAGCAGUACCACUGUUACUGCAAGCGCGAAUGGGAUGAGUGCAAGCCCGAGCUCGACCAAGGCAUCAGCGACAUUCGCGCAAGCCACUGGUGGCGCCACAUUGAAUCGCGUCGCCGGCGCUGGAGUCGGUCUGGUGGUUUUGGGGCUGGGAUUCUCGUUGCUGUGAGCGGCCAGAU
This is a messenger RNA of Exophiala viscosa, 756 nucleotides long. RefSeq lists its product as uncharacterized. Lineage: Eukaryota; Fungi; Ascomycota; Eurotiomycetes; Chaetothyriales; Herpotrichiellaceae. Bases 141 to 746 code for a protein of 201 amino acids. The record is from RefSeq and is a predicted model, not a curated record. The transcript has a single exon.